Messenger RNA from Papilio polytes (common Mormon), 1192 nucleotides. RefSeq names its product RNA-binding protein squid (gene sqd). The transcript is spliced from 8 exons. Gene Ontology annotation, cellular component: nucleoplasm. Bases 103 to 1071 code for a protein of 322 amino acids. Gene Ontology annotation, molecular function: RNA binding. NCBI's taxonomy places the organism in Eukaryota, Metazoa, Arthropoda, Insecta, Lepidoptera, Papilionidae. Gene Ontology annotation, biological process: regulation of gene expression. The record is from RefSeq and is a predicted model, not a curated record.
CCGGCUUCCGUUCAAUCUUCUGCGUUUGGCAUUCAUUGUUGAAGGUCGUGUGUGGACCUUAGUUAUUAGUUUAUUAUUAAUAAGCCUACAUAUAAGUCAGUCAUGGCCAAUAACGACAAUUUCGCGCAAGAUGUUACAGAACAAUUAAAUGGAAAUAUGGAAAACGGUGGCGGCGAUAUUCAAGACAAUAAUGGAGAAGCGUCGGGACGCGAUGACGACAGAAAACUCUUUGUGGGAGGCCUCAGCUGGGAAACUACAGAUAAGGAGUUGCGUGAUCACUUCAGUGCGUAUGGAGAGAUAGAGAGCAUCAAUGUGAAGACAGAUCCCAACACGGGGCGGUCGCGAGGGUUCGCCUUCAUUGUUUUCAAAGCACCGGAUUCUAUUGAUAAAGUGAUGGCGGCAGGAGACCACACAAUCAACAAUAAGAAAGUCGAUCCAAAGAAAGCUAAAGCGAGGCAUGGGAAGAUAUUUGUUGGAGGUUUAAGCAGUGAAAUCUCAGAUGAUGAAAUAAAGAACUUCUUCAGCAAUUUCGGCACUAUAAUUGAAGUUGAAAUGCCAUUUGAUAAGACAAAGAACCAAAGAAAAGGAUUCUGCUUCAUAACAUUUGAGUCUGAGCAAGUUGUCAAUGAGCUCCUCAAGACUCCCAAGCAGACCAUCGCCGGCAAAGAGGUGGACGUGAAGCGCGCCACGCCGAAGCCGGAGGGCCCGGGCGGGCUGGGCACGCGCGGCGGGCGCGGCGGGCGGGGCGCGCGCGGCGGCCGCGGCGGGCGCGGCGGCUACGGCGGGCAGGGCACCUGGGGCAACCAGGGCUACGGCGGCUACGGCUACGGACAGGGCGGCUACGGCGGCGGAUACGAUGGAUACGGAUACGGCGGCUACGGAUACGACGGCUACGGCGGAUACGGCAGUUACGAUUACUCCGGCUACCCUAAUUACGACUACGGCGGGUACGGAGGGUACGAGGGCGGCUACGGCGCGCGCGCGGCUCCACGCGGGAAAGCGGGCUACCAGGGCGGCAAGCAGCGCGGCGGCGGCGGCGGCCGCGCCAACCAGAGGCACCAGCCCUACUGAACUCUCUGUACCUGCCCAAACUCAUCUCAGUCCAAUAAUAAGGUUAAGUCACCGGUCAUGGGCGUCCCCGCGCCCCUCUCACCGCGCGGGGCGCGUCAUUCCAUUCCACAUAUUAAUUUAA